AUGGCUUUCUGGGGAGGCCUGCUGACCUUAAAUGGGGAUCGACUCCACUAUCGAUCCCACGAAGGGAUCCUUCACUUAGCUGCGGCAGUUCCCGUCUGUCCCAUCUACCUGCAGCAGCUGCAGCAGCAGAAACAGAAGAAGCAGCAGCAGCAGCAACAGCAGCAGCAGCAGCAGCGGGAGGCCCCUUCCUGGGUCCUGAUGAUGCGGACGGCCAAGGUGGUGAGGGCCCCCAUAGCCAGGAUCGGAGAGUUCAGACAGCCCAUUAGGAUUGUAAUUUCAGAAGACACAGAGUUUUGGCUGGAAGCAGCAGCAAAGGCCAGCAGCAAGACAGGCUGGGCAGUGCAGCUGGCGGGGGCCCUCGUGCCCCGCCCCGCAGACGACUGCAGCUGCUGCAGCAACGACUGCAGCAGCAGCAGCAUCAAGAGGAAGCGGAGGGUCGAGGCCGACGCGGACGAAGUCCCUAAGCUCGUCGAUGAGCAGCUUUACAGACAGCAGAAGCUGCUCAAGCAGCAGCAGCAGCAGCAGCAGCCGCAGCAGCAGCAGAAAAGAUCCUUGCAGCUAGAGCUGGCGCCAGAGACUAAACGGACUCCGUCCCUGGUUGAGCAGCUGAGCGGGCAGAAGGCUCACAAGCCGCAGCAGCGUCCGCCGCCCCUCUCCCAGCAGCAGCAGCAGCAACAGCAGCAGAAGCAGCAGCAGCAGCAGGGCAGCGACGAAGUGCGUGCGGGCGACGUGUACCGGCUGCCGAGCGGGGUGGAGUUCACGGUGCUGCGGACGGGGGCCCCCGGGGGGCCCCCCCGGUGCGAGCGGGGCUGCAACGUAACGAUUCAGUACAAAGGACUUUUGCUGAAGAACCGCCACUGCUUCGACAAGGGCAAAAUUACUUUCUGCGUGGGGGCCCACGAAGUCAUAAAGGGCCUCGAGUUGGGCCUCCUUGGAUGCAGAGUUGGAGAGACCCGAAGGAUCUCCAUCCCCAGUGCCCUGGGCUACGGCAAGCGGGGGGCCCCCCCCAGCAUCCCCCCCAAUGCAGACUUGCUCUUCGAGUGCACCUGCACCCGCAUCAAGCGCUGA
Messenger RNA from Eimeria tenella, 1068 nucleotides. RefSeq names its product FK506-binding nuclear protein, putative. The transcript has 3 exons. NCBI's taxonomy places the organism in Eukaryota, Apicomplexa, Conoidasida, Eucoccidiorida, Eimeriidae. The record is from RefSeq and is a predicted model, not a curated record. Gene Ontology annotation, molecular function: peptidyl-prolyl cis-trans isomerase activity. The coding region runs from base 1 to 1068 and encodes 355 amino acids.